Messenger RNA from Micropterus salmoides (largemouth bass), 570 nucleotides. Its product is annotated as dicentracin-like. The transcript has 4 exons. The coding region runs from base 162 to 458 and encodes 98 amino acids. Gene Ontology annotation, biological process: defense response to bacterium. Lineage: Eukaryota; Metazoa; Chordata; Actinopteri; Centrarchiformes; Centrarchidae. The record is from RefSeq and is a predicted model, not a curated record.
GUUUUACCUUCCUAUAUUGCAAAACACUAUGUACACAAUGAGAAAUGUGUCCAUUGGUAUAAAAAAGACAUGUAUCUGCCACCACACACAGAUCUAUGCCACACCGCUCGCUUGGUUUGUUUGACAGCAACCUUUUGACUCUUCACUGAAUCAAAAAUAAGAUGAAGUGCAUCACGCUCUUUCUUGUGUUGUCGCUGGUCGUCCUCAUGGCUGAACCUGGGGAGGGUUUUAUUCACCACAUUUUCAAAGGAAUUGCCAAUGUCGGGAGGAUGAUCCAUGGGAUUGUCACCAGGAGACGCGGCAUGAGAGAGCAGCAAGAGCUAGACAGACAAGAGCAGGCAGCUUUCACUAGACUUCAUGAAUCUGUGAGGGUUCACCUGAAGGAGCCACUCAAAGCAAUGUUUAAGAUGAAAAGAAAUGCUUUUUUUGUCGUGUUGACCUUUUUGAUUUUGUAUUGAUUUUGAAAUGUUUUGGGUCAAUGCUGAAAUAAAUUAACUGCCCCUGUGAUACUUUAUUAAUUUUGGACAAUUGGGAAUUAAUUAAUAAAAUAUGCAUUAUAAAAACUAAAAA